Molecule: messenger RNA, 935 nt
Organism: Aspergillus alliaceus
Lineage: Eukaryota; Fungi; Ascomycota; Eurotiomycetes; Eurotiales; Aspergillaceae
Exons: 1
Coding region: 88-819 (243 amino acids)
Source: RefSeq, a predicted model, not a curated record
UGUCAUUCGCAUCUCUUGUUAUACUUUGGAUAUACUACCAGAACCACGCCGAUUUCCUAAUCCACAACCCCAACUCUACCUUAAAUCAUGGAUUCCAAACAUGAAUCCAAACAAUAUGCCACCAGCAUCCACAGCGUCUCUACAACCAGUACCCUCCUCGAUACACCACAAGCCAACUUCCUCGAAGGCAAGCGAUUCCACAUCGAAGCUAAAGGAAUCCGUGCCUUCCGCCCGCCCAUGCCCAUGAGACAGAAUGAGAUUCCCAUCUACACCGCCGACGGUACCCUAGCAUACACAGCAACCAAAACCAAGGCCUUAUCAAGUCACUCCAUCCUCUCAUCACCUAAGCACGGAGACCUCUUCUCCAUUGACUUCAAGCCCGGAGGUCGUCCCUGGAUCCGCUUUCUGCAACCCGUAGAAGGUGAUAUCAUUCGGGCGAUUUCGCUGCAGGGGAAGUUGACUACUCGGACUAUGUCGUUUACACCUCCGGAGGGAGGGUGUCAGUGGGAGUGGAAGUAUGAGACUAUUGAUUUCCCUGGUGGAGGGAAGGUUAAAGCGCUAUGUUUAGAGAAGGUAGAUGGUGUGGAAUCAGGGAAAGCUACCCGGGUCGCGCAUCUGUUGCGGAGUCCUGAUACUCGGGCGACGGGUUCAUCUUGUUGCUCUGCUGGGAAUGGCGGGCAACUUGUUCUCAGUCCUGAUGUGGGCUUGAGUAUGGUUGAAGAGGCCCUCGUCCUCGCGACUUGCUUGGUGAUGCUACGCCGGGAAAGAGAUCGUCGGAGGUUUAUUCAGGCUAUGGUUAUUGGCGGUGCGGGCAGCUAAUGGUUUGUGGUUUAGUGGAUACGAUACGUUAUGAGUUAUCAACGUUUUGAUUGUUUUCAAUAUUGUUAUAUUCUCUGUUAUAUAAUUUACUGUAUAUUUUAUCUAUUAUUGUAAAC